Racocetra fulgida is the source of this 181-nucleotide messenger RNA. NCBI's taxonomy places the organism in Eukaryota, Fungi, Glomeromycota, Glomeromycetes, Diversisporales, Gigasporaceae. The record is from the annotation of a GenBank genome assembly.
ACUUCUAUUUCUGAACUAGAUGUGGAAGAAUUACCUGAGCCAGUUCAUCAAAAUUUAUUGCAAAGCCAUGACCCAAAGGGUCUACAAGAGAAUGAUGAUAAAAUUGCAUCGCUAAUAGAAUCAAUGAAAAAAAUAUCUAUAUCAGUUAAUGGUAGGGAUACAGAAGCAAUUUAUGAUUUAG